This is a messenger RNA of Venturia canescens, 2478 nucleotides long. It is a transcript of the gene PIG-A, whose product is annotated as phosphatidylinositol glycan anchor biosynthesis class A. The record is from RefSeq and is a predicted model, not a curated record. Bases 136 to 1485 code for a protein of 449 amino acids. NCBI's taxonomy places the organism in Eukaryota, Metazoa, Arthropoda, Insecta, Hymenoptera, Ichneumonidae. Gene Ontology annotation, biological process: GPI anchor biosynthetic process. Gene Ontology annotation, cellular component: glycosylphosphatidylinositol-N-acetylglucosaminyltransferase (GPI-GnT) complex. Gene Ontology annotation, molecular function: phosphatidylinositol N-acetylglucosaminyltransferase activity. The transcript has 7 exons.
ACGGAGCACCUACACCAUUAUUUGCCGGAACAAAAAAUGGCGCAUUGGGAUUGACAUGAGAUUUACGAGAUGCAAAUUGGCAUUAUAGAAAUAAAUUCACUAUGUUAGUGAGAUAUUUAGUACAAUUAUUUGAAUAUGGAACCAAUUAAAUCUCGAAUAUGUAUGGUCUCCGAUUUUUUUUACCCCAAUAUGGGAGGAGUGGAGGAACACAUAUUCAAUCUUUCGCAGUGUUUACUUGGUCGAGGUCACAAAGUUGUAAUACUCACACACUCCUAUGGCGAUCGAGUAGGGAUACGUUAUAUGACCAACGGGCUCAAGGUUUAUUACUUACCAAUAAAAGUCUUCUACAAUCAGUGUGUCCUUCCAACGAUGAUAUGCUCCGUUCCAUUGAUUCGAUAUAUUUUCAUCAGAGAACAAAUUGAAAUAAUUCAUGGACAUUCAGCAUUUUCUGCACUCGCUCAUGAAGGAAUGCUCGUAGGAAGACUCAUGGGUUUAAAGACUGUAUUUACGGAUCAUUCCUUAUUUGGUUUUGCCGACGCAUCUGCUGUUCUCACAAAUAAAUGUCUGGAAAUGUCUCUUGCCGAUUGCAAUCAUUGCAUCUGCGUUUCUCACACUGGAAAAGAAAACACUGUGUUACGUGCCAAAGUUCGUAAGGAUCGGGUAUCCGUGAUUCCAAAUGCUGUUGAUACAGCAUUAUUUACACCGGAUAUCAGCAAGAGAAAAAAUAAUUGCAUUAUUAUCGUCGUUGUGUCAAGGCUAGUCUAUCGGAAAGGUGUUGAUUUGUUGGCUCACAUAAUACCGGAAAUAUGUGCGAAAUACGAGAAUGUUCAAUUUCUGAUAGGAGGGGACGGUCCCAAGAGAUGGCUCAUAGAAGAAAUUAGAGAGAGGAAUUUAUUACAACACCGAGUGACGUUACUCGGUUCGCUAGAGCAUUCACAGGUCAAACACGUGUUAAAUAAGGGUCAUAUAUUUUUGAACACUAGUUUGACCGAGGCUUAUUGUAUGGCUAUCGUUGAAGCUGCCUCUUGUGGCUUGCAAGUAGUCUCAACCCGAGUCGGAGGGAUUCCCGAAGUAUUGCCUCCGGAUCUGAUCUAUUUGGUGGAACCUACAGUGGCAGCUCUGAUCGAAGGUUUGGAUCACGCCAUAGCGGAUUACGAAGCCGGAAAUGUGAUGUGUCCGUCCGAGGUGCACAACAAAAUAGUCUCUUUUUACAAUUGGUUCGAUGUAACACGUCGAACGGAAAUUGUUUAUGAUUUAGUUUGUAAAGAGGAGAAAAAAAACUUGGGCCAACAGCUCUCUAGCUACCUCUCCAGUGGAGUUCUGCCGUAUUUACUCGUCGUCUCUCUGUGCUACAUCGUUAUUCAGAUUUUGGAGUAUUUUGUGCCGAGAAAAUACAUCGACAUCGCGAAAGACUAUGCUCAAUAUCAAAGCGAGCCGGAUUUGCGAAGAAAGAAAAAAAAAUUCAGCUCAAGAUUAUCAUCCUAACGAAUGGUCGACACAACAUCUGGCUAUUGUAAAUAUAUUCAUCGGAGGUCUGAGUGUUUCCUCUCCUUCGAAAGAAACAUCGCUAUCGCUGGAUAUAAUUUUAUAGCGAAAAUUACUCAAUGCAUAUGUUAGCAUCGUGCUUGUGCUAAGCAGCCAAAUUUUUUUUUCGGUUACUGCUCCAUGUCGAUGUUCGAUGUUGAAGUGAUCGAGGACGAUGUGUACAAAUAAUAGAUAAAAAUAAUAAUUAACGUGAUAGUUGAAUAGAAAUAUUUCAUUUGAGUAUCGAAAAAAGUAAAUGACAUUUGAUAAACAAAUAUAACGCAUCGGGAUGAAAUUUUUGAGAUCUCACCAAAUUUUUCCUAGUCAUUGUUAGGAUAUUUCGGGAAAAAAUCGAUUUAAUGACGCUUUACGAAUUUCACGGCUCAUCUCACAGUAUUUUGCAACUCUAACGAGUUGUUUACUUCCUACGUUACAUUCCGAAGUACUCUUCACGAUUAUACGUAAUCCGAAUUGUUCAAAGUGAAUUCGGUUGUAUUACAUAUCUUUCGUUUCGUAAGAAACAUUGUCAAGUCGCGCUCCCAAUAUGUAAUCUGCAUUUCGUAUACAAAACACCGUUUUUUUUUUAAUUGGAGUGAUACGAGUACGUAUAUGAAGUUAUGAUGAUUCUAUAUGAAGAAAGAAUUUAUGCAAGCACACAUACACGGUAUCGUACAGUACAAAAUAACGAAAUAAACCCCAAAGAGUACAAUUGAAUAUAUCGAUGAUCGUUGUACCCCGUACGUCCACGUAAUAUGGAAAUAUAGGUAGAUAGGAAAAGAAGCCCUAGGAGAAAAAUGACGUUGUAGUUAAAUAAACGAUUGAAAAAAAGAUAACGGAGGAAAAUAUAACGACAAACCAUUCGAUGAUAAUGCCGAAUCGAAAAUAUAAUAAUUGUUUAUUUUAUCGUUCUGUACGUUUAGAUACAAUAAUAAUAAUAAUAGUAAUGAUACAUAA